This is a messenger RNA of Hypanus sabinus (Atlantic stingray), 439 nucleotides long. RefSeq names its product hemoglobin subunit beta-like. The transcript is spliced from 3 exons. Gene Ontology annotation, biological process: hydrogen peroxide catabolic process. Gene Ontology annotation, cellular component: blood microparticle; haptoglobin-hemoglobin complex; hemoglobin complex. Bases 1 to 429 code for a protein of 142 amino acids. Gene Ontology annotation, molecular function: oxygen binding; oxygen carrier activity; haptoglobin binding. The record is from RefSeq and is a predicted model, not a curated record. Lineage: Eukaryota; Metazoa; Chordata; Chondrichthyes; Myliobatiformes; Dasyatidae.
AUGGUGAAAUUAACAGAGGCUCAGGAACAAUACAUCAGGAACAAAUGGGACCAAUUGGAUAAGCAAAUGAUAACUGCCCAAGCCUUGGCAAGGGUAUUUGCAGUCUAUCCUUGGACAACCAGGCUGUUUAAAAAUUUCAAUGGCCAUUUUGCAGCCUGUGACCCUGGUGUUCAGAGUCAUGCAGGCAAAGUGCUAAAGGCUCUAAACACUGCAAUUAAAGAUUUGAACAGUAUUGAAACCAAUUUCUAUGAACUUAGCAGUAAACAUCAAAAAAUCGGAGUGGACACUCAAAACUUCAAGCUUCUCAGCCAGGCCUUCAUUGUUGAACUCGCUCUUCGUGAUAAAACGGCAUUCGGACCAGAGGAACAUGAAGCUGCCUACAAGUUUUUUAAACUGGUGACAGAAGCUCUCUCCAACAACUACCAUUAAAUCUAUAACC